Archocentrus centrarchus (flier cichlid) is the source of this 4210-nucleotide messenger RNA. RefSeq names its product MMS22-like, DNA repair protein (gene mms22l). Gene Ontology annotation, cellular component: nuclear replication fork. Gene Ontology annotation, biological process: double-strand break repair via homologous recombination; replication fork processing. NCBI's taxonomy places the organism in Eukaryota, Metazoa, Chordata, Actinopteri, Cichliformes, Cichlidae. The coding region runs from base 129 to 3821 and encodes 1230 amino acids. The transcript is spliced from 26 exons. The record is from RefSeq and is a predicted model, not a curated record.
CGUAGAGUCAGCGCGCGGGAGACCAUGAAAACACAAACAGUCAUGACUACUAUGGAUUAAAAUUCAAACACUCUUAGACUGCACAAGAGGCCGAAAUACCAGGUGAAACAGACUCUGCAACUGAUACCAUGGCAGAUGACUUCAGCCAGUCCUUGACCCCACCAGUUUCCCCAGGAGACAGUCUGUGUGAGCUGGCUCCAGUUCGACCACCGUGCUUCUGCUGCUCUGACUUAAAAGAUGACCCCAGCGGGGUACUUUCCACAGACGGAUACGUUGCUAGAGGCUCCCUGAAACGGCUGCUCUUGCGUCUUGACCCAGCCCCUGCAGAGUUUGAGACGGACAUGGUGGACAUCUUUGGCUUCUCCUGGGUGACGGAGACAGCACUGGUGGAAUCUACAAAACUACUCUUCGGCCUGUUCAGACAAACGAUUUACAAGUUGGAGACUUUAGUGCAGUCCGGCUCACAUGACUUUGGUCAAGCAGGAAAUCUUCACUAUGAAGCAGAAGGACUUCGGCAAGAAUGUGUUACAUUUCUUCAGUAUGUCAAAGUCUUCCUGCACAGAUAUCUUGAGCCUUCCAGGUCCAUGGAUGCAGGUCACUCACAUCCUUACGAGGAGCAGGAGGCUCAGCUCCCCUCUGCUCUUCUGGAGGAGCUGUUUGGAGUCACUCUCCUCAUAGGACGACUCAAAGACCUUCCUACAAAUGUUCAAAGUGCAUUUAUUAUACAGAAUCAUGGAAAGAUUUUCCCUCCCUCCUGGCAUCUGUUACACCUUUAUCUAGACAUCCAUUGGUCAGUCUUGGAGAUUCUUCACCUACUUGGUCACAAGAUGCAGGGCCAGGUGGUGUACGCCCACCAGUUUGUGAACUUGACAGGAGAGAACCUGACUGAUAGCAGUCUGUUUGACGAACACCUGUGCAGUCUGUUGUGUGACCUUACUGGUCUGGCCAUGGGCAAAUACAGCAAGGUGAGGCCUACAGAGGCACUGAGCAGCCAUCAUUACCUUUGCACCUGCACCAAAGAGCUGUGGGUCCUGCUCAUGUACCUUCUGGAAUACAGGAAUAAAUUGUUACACACACAGUCUUUCUGGAGCCACAUGAACUCAUUGCUGAGGCCCCUGGUUUUAGGGAAGCCUUCCACAGAGCAGUUCAGUGGUCUCCCCACGCACUGUAAAGACACUCUGGGAUUCACAUGGUGGCUGGUCACUCAUUUAGCAAUGUUGGGCCAGUAUAGUCGGAGCGGCGUGGUCCAGAAUGAGAAAGAUCUGGGGGAUAACUGGACUUUUGUGGAUGAGUUGCUCAAAUUAAGUUGUAACCCCAAGGGAGGUCUAGCAGAAGAGCAGCUCAGGAUGCAUGUCCACUGCUGCCUCAGUCUUUGUCUGCUGUGGGAACCGAGCACCAGCGCUGUCUCCAUCCUCUGGGACUACUACAGCAAGAAUUUGAGUGCCUCAUUUACUGUGCCCUGGCUGGGGAUGUCUGGCCUGGGCAUUUUAUGCAAGACACCUCUAGCUCUGUUGGAGCAGGCCCGGAGCUGCUGUUCCCUGCCUCCCCUUCGCUCUCCAGGACACACCCAGCUCUAUCGCUCUGCCAACUCCUUCCACAUCUUCCUUCGACUGCUGGCCCUGUGCCUUGCCCAGGAUCGGGCUGGAGGAGUCCCACAGAGACAGAUCAAAGGGAGGAUUUACUCCAAGUUCUCCUCAAAGAAGAUGCAGGAGCUGUCAGAGGCGGGUCUCAUGAACUUUCUGCUGCUUUUUCUGGUAGUGGCCCGUCAGGUAGAGCUGGAAGAUGUGGCCAGCAGAGCCUGUGAGCUGCUUGGCUUUCUGCCCUCUAACUGCCCCCUUGGACACCGUACGCUAGUCUGGAGAGGACAGCUGUCAAUGGUGUUGCUUUUCCAGGAGAGGGGUCUGGAUGUUGGGGCCCAGGCUAGCUUGCUGGCUUCGUCCUUCAACGAGACGGCCAAGGAGUUCUACAACAAGACCACAGAGGUCUCUCGCAGACUUGCCCUCUGGGGGCCUCUCGGCUCCUACCUGGAGGGUGUGGCCGAGGUGUUUGAGACAAGCACAAGCCUCAGCCUAUCAGAGGAAAAGCUGCUCAGUGAAGGGUUCGAUUGGUUGCUGCCUGCCUGUCGCCAGUCCGAGCUGAAUUCUGCUUUGGGCUUUCUGCAGAUUGUCCUUGCGCAGCUCAGACGAGUCCAUCAACGCAGUGACCAGUCAGCUCCCACCCUGGCCUGGGCUCCCGCUACCACCAGCGUGGUGAAAGAGCGCCACCUAGCGGUUGCAGCUGCUCUCUGGGCUCACUUCUUCCCCUUCCUGCGCAGCCUACGCCUUUCUCAGACCCCUCCUGCACAGCUUGCAGAUGCAGCUGCAGGUUUUACCCUGCUCGCCUUUGAUCUACCCAGUUCGGCACCACAGGACCUUCAGCCCAAUCCAGUCCAGUCCGUCAUGCAAUACUUUGGGUGGGAUGACAUGGUUCACCCACUUCUGGUGACUCGCUACCUUUCCCAUCUGCUUCAAAACAGUGAGCUGGUGUCCUCACUGAGUGGAGAUCCUGGUGUUGCUGCGUCAGGUUCGGCACAAAGCCUGUCAGUGAGGGCCUGGUUCAGAUGUGUUCUACAGCAACACCUUCACAAGAACCCAGAUGGGACUGACAACCGAACAGGCCGGGCUGUGGAACAACAGCUGUGCGAGCUGACCCGGCUUGUACUGAGGCUACCCGAAGUGGAUAGCCUUCUGCAAAGAGCCAGCCUUAAUCCCACAGCAACCAGGCCGGAGCCCACUGCAGCCCUGGAGAUGUUUGUCAAGGCUGUAGGCAGUGUGUACAGUGGACUGAAGGCUUUGUCUGAGCGUUCAGCCAUGGUGACCACAGCCCUAGACUACAUUGGUGACAUCCUGAAGCACAUUAAACCAUCUCUGGUCGGCAAGAACCAAGAGGGAAUACAGCUGGCAUACUGGGCUGUUGGCUGCAUUGUGAAGCACUGGAGCCCCCUGCUGGCCACGUCAAAAGCACAACAGCUGUUGUUCCGCAUUGUAGAUGGACUGCUGCUUCCGCACAACCUCACACAGCAGGACAAAGCUCUCAGAGACAGCCUGCCUCUGUAUAUACAGGGUCUGUCCAUGGCCUCCAGUAUGUCUCAGUCCCAGGGUGUUUACCUGAAGCAGCAGCUUCGCUCUGUAACUCGCAGAUAUUUGGACCAUUUCCUUCCUUCCUCGCCAUCUGUGGGCAUUAUUGCCAACCAUCCAGUGCUUCUGAGUGCCUGUGAGGCCAACCCAACCAGCCAUGGAGUUGCUCUGAGGAGAACCAUCCUGGAGGUGCUUUGUCAGAGCUUCCUGCAGUUCAAAGGUCAUGCCUCCCCUCCUCGCCUGGCGUCUGUCCUGAUGUUCCUGCUGGAGCUUCUGAGACGAAACAGUGACUCAGACCCCUCCCUCCUCACUGUGCCCCUUCCUUCUCUGCUGCGCUGCAUUAUGCUAGUCAACGAGCCACAGGUAAGAAAGGCGAGCACAGAUGCCUUACAGCUUGUGGUUGAGCGAUGCGGUGGUGCAGCUACAGAGAGACCAUGUGACCAGAUUAUCUCGGUCUUACGGUCCUUUGUGGAAGAGAACGCGGGCAUCUAUGACAAGCAGGUAUACGGUGUCUUGGAGAUUGUGGCUGUUUUAGAUCCCACUGUGGUUCAAGCUCUCAUCCCCAACCUGUCUCUCAGUCUGAGAAACACUGAACACAAAAGAGGACUGGGCAAGAACAUCGCCUUGAGGAGUGUGUAUGUGAAGUUGCUGGGUCUCCUUGGGGAAAGUGGGCAGGCUGAAAUCACCAGUCUGGAAAGCGAGUGAAAAAUUUUCCAGAAAAGAGAGACCUGCUCCAGGACCUGCCACAACCUCCAAGAAUCUCUCCUUAGUCAUAUGUUUUCAUUUUUGCCAUUUUUUUUAUAAAGUGUGUCAGUGCUGCCUAUGACGGUGUCUUGGAAAAUAUGAGUGUUUAAUUUAUGUUUAGCAUCAGCUGUAAUAUUCCUGAAAACUCAAAUGCAGUCGUUAAAGCACAGAAAGGAUUUGUAGAAGGUUUCAACAAUGUGUCAUCAGUUGAAUGUUCAACUGAAGGUCCAAUUAUGGCUUAAAAGCUUAAUAUCACCUGGCUGUAGAUAUGUACAUAUUGUAAAGAAGUGCAGCUUUGCAUUUUGGGAGAUGCACAGUUACUGAUUUAAAAAUGUAACAAUAAAUGUGAA